Rangifer tarandus platyrhynchus (Svalbard reindeer) is the source of this 723-nucleotide messenger RNA. The record is from the annotation of a GenBank genome assembly. Lineage: Eukaryota; Metazoa; Chordata; Mammalia; Artiodactyla; Cervidae.
AUGGCCAUGACUAGUGUCAGACUGCCCAGCAGUGUUUUAAGAAAGCCAGAUGCCUGGACUGGACUCUGCAGGGCACUGCGAGGGACACCUUCACAUAAAGGCUGUGCUUCCUGGAAUCGAUACUUGUAUUUGUCUAGUGCCAAUUUAAAUGCAUCAAAUUAUAAAACAGUCCUCCAUAACAUUUUCUCACUGAGACUCCCACGGCUUUUAAUAUCUCCAGAAUUUAUUUUCCCAUUUUCCAUAAGACUCAAAAGUAAUAUAAGCUCUAAAAAAUCCACUAAAAAGACUCUACAAAAAGUGGAAGAUGAAGGGGACUCUGAUGAAGAGAGGGACCAUAAUGAGAUGAGUGAGCUGGAAGAGGAGCCCGAGGACAACCCCAGUGAGGUCAAAGACUAUAAAGACCUGGACAAAGUAGUACAGUCCUUCCGGUAUGACGUUAUCCUGAAGACGGGCCUAGAUGUCGGAAGGAACAAAGUGGAAGAUGCAUUCUACAAAGGUGAACUCAGGCUGAAUGGGGAAAAACUAUGGAAGAAAAGCAGAACGGUGAAAGUGGGAGAUACAUUGGAUCUUCUCAUUGGAGAGGAUAAAGAAGCAGAAACAGAGACAGUGAUGAGGAUUGUCCUGAAAAAAGUGCUGGAGGAGAAAACCAGCAGUGAGAAGUACAGGGUGGUGUUACGACGGUGGAAAAAGUUACAAUUGCCUAAAAAGAGUAUGCUCAAAUAA